AGCCACGGAGAAUAAUCUGACCGUGGAAACAUGCUGAGACUCUCGGACAGGAGCAGCUCCAAAACCAACAGCCGAAUCCUUCUGGACGCCAUCUCCAACGACAAGCUGCACCUCACCAAGUUCAUCUUAGACGCUCUGGAUGGGAAGAUCAUCGACUCCGAGAGCGAAGGUGCGCAGACGCCUCUGAUCUCCGCCGUGUUUCUGCAGGACUCGGGUGCGAGGUGCAGGUUUGUGAAUCUUCUGCUGCAGAGGGGUGCGAGCGUGAAUCUCCCGGACGAGAGCGGACGCACGCCGCUGAGCUACGCCUGUGAGAUGGGACACCUGGACACGGUGAAGAUCCUGGUGAAGAGCGGCGCUGACCCCGAGGCCGCGGACGCUUGGGGAAACACUGCGCUCAUGUACGCUGCUGCGGCCGGACACGCACACGUCCUGGAGUUCCUGGUGCGUGCUUUCAAAAGACUGGGUCUCCAGAUCGACCGGCAAAACAAGGUGGGCAACUCUGCGCUGGAGGUGGCCAGGUAUCUCGGACACAAGGACUGCUUGCAGGCGCUGCGGAGUCACUCCAGGAGAGUCCACGAGGAGGAUGAGGAUGAGGAUGAUGCACUCGCUGAGAAACUUUCCACAGUGAACAUCAGCGAAGAUGAACAUCUUCAGAUCCGUCCAACAAGAGCUGCCCCUGAAGAAGCGAUGCGGCCUUCCGUCGGCUCGAGCCGCAGUCGAUCCCUCGGUGUGCGGAAGAGAAUCCAGUCGAUGGACUCCAUUGAGGAAUAUGAGAGAGAAAGUGAAGCUUCAUCAGCGUUAUCACCACCAGGCCGGAUGUUCUCCGGUGUUUUAACCCCAAAACCUCCUCAGCAGCUCAAACACAGAGAACAUCCGUCCCCCUGCCCCAACAAUCACCUGCCUCCGUUGUUUUAUUCACCCAGACCCUCCAAAAUGCCCUUGAGUUGUGCGCCCGCUUCCACAUCUGGUCCUCUUGGCAUUUUAUUAAAUCCUUUCAGCAAAAAUGCCAACGAGGAUCUUAACAAAGCCACGAAACUGGCGUCGGACUUCCCCAUCAGAAGGUUUGAUGACAGUUACUAUCAGAAGAGAUGCAGUUUGCCCACGAGCUGUCUGUCGCUGGCGGCUCCGGAGCGACUCAAGCCUCUGCGCAAAAGUAAAACCGCGGUGAAAACCGUGGUGAACACAGAGCACUCCUCCGGAUCUCUGAGCUCCUUCAGCGGGAGACUGUUGAGGAGAUUCACUUUCCCAGAGUUCAAGAGGAGCAGCCGAGAGUCGCCGCAGGGUCCAGAAGCUCCCGCGUCCUGCAUCCCGAGGUCAGAGACUUUUCCUCUGGGAAACAAACAUCCUCAGGUCGGGAGCAAGCCGAGCAUCGACAGCAUCAGCGCGGUCAAGUGUGAGUUUGACUUUCAGUUCAGAGCAGCUCCAGAGACUGACCACACUCCCACCGCGGUCUGGGAGGAGCACUAACUCUAACAAUGGGUGCCGUGCCAGCAAACCACAUAAGAGCUUGGAAUAUAGC
Carassius auratus (goldfish) is the source of this 1519-nucleotide messenger RNA. RefSeq names its product ankyrin repeat domain-containing protein 35-like. Gene Ontology annotation, biological process: negative regulation of cell population proliferation; regulation of cyclin-dependent protein serine/threonine kinase activity; regulation of G1/S transition of mitotic cell cycle. The coding region runs from base 31 to 1467 and encodes 478 amino acids. Gene Ontology annotation, molecular function: cyclin-dependent protein serine/threonine kinase inhibitor activity; protein kinase binding. The transcript has a single exon. Gene Ontology annotation, cellular component: cytoplasm; nucleus. NCBI's taxonomy places the organism in Eukaryota, Metazoa, Chordata, Actinopteri, Cypriniformes, Cyprinidae. The record is from RefSeq and is a predicted model, not a curated record.